CUCUGCUUCCCUCUAGGAACGACCCCCCAGGUGCUGAGCGGGGGCAGCAGUUUGGGGCUAAGCACCGAGAGGGGGUUCGCUGGACUCUUGGAGGGUGGAGAGGAUUCCUCCAGCCCAGCCGAGCCCAGCGCCCAGGGCAGCUGUGGGGCAGAUCCACAGGAGGGCACAAGCACCGCCUGUCCCAGUGCCCAGGUGUGCCAGGGGCCUGGCGCCUCCUCCGACCUGUCGGUGGAUGUGUGUCACUUCCCCUUUAAGGGGCCAGCUCACCUGUGGGUGCAGCUCCCUCACCUGGCCCAGGUGACGCAGCGGGAGCCAGGAAGGAGGAAGCAGCAGCAGCAGGGAGCCCUGGCCAGUGUGCACAGGCCCGGAGGGGGCCAGGCUAGGGCAGGAUCAUGUCAGCCUCUGCUGUCUUUGUCUUGGAUCUCAAAGGCAAGCCGCUGAUCAGCCGGAACUACAAGGGGGACGUGAGCAUGGCAGAGAUUGAUCACUUCAUGCCGCUGCUGAUGCAGAAGGAGGAGGAGGGGGCCCUGACGCCCCUGCUGACCCACGGCAAAGUCCACUUCCUCUGGAUCAAGCACACCAACCUGUACUUGGUGGCCACCACCAUGAAGAAUGCCAACGCCUCGCUGGUGUACUCCUUCCUCUACAAGGUGGUGGAGGUCUUCUCCGAGUACUUUAAGGAGCUGGAGGAGGAGAGCAUCCGAGACAACUUUGUCGUCAUCUACGAGCUGCUGGAUGAACUGAUGGAUUUCGGGUUUCCCCAGACGACCGACAGCAAAAUCCUGCAGGAGUACAUCACCCAGCAAGGCAACAAGCUGGAGACUGGCAAAUCCCACGUGCCCCCCACUGUCACCAAUGCCGUGUCCUGGCGCUCCGAGGGCAUCAGGUACAAGAAGAACGAGGUUUUCAUCGAUGUCAUCGAGUCUGUGAACCUGCUGGUGAACACCAACGGCAGCGUCCUGCUCAGCGAGAUCAUGGGCACCAUCAAGCUGAAGGUGUUUCUCUCCGGCAUGCCUGAGCUGCGGCUGGGCCUCAACGACCGCAUGCUCUUCGAGCUGACCGGGCGUGGCAAGAACAAGUCGGUGGAACUGGAGGAUGUCAAGUUCCACCAGUGCGUGCGGCUCUCGCGCUUCGAAAACGACCGCACCAUCUCCUUCAUCCCACCCGACGGAGACUUCGAACUCAUGUCCUACCGGCUCAACACACAGGUGAAGCCCCUCAUCUGGAUCGAGUCGGUCAUCGAGAAGUUCUCCCACAGCCGCGUGGAGAUCAUGGUGAAGGCAAAGGGCCAGUUCAAGAAGCAGUCGGUGGCCAACAGUGUGGAGAUCUCGGUCCCUGUCCCGAGCGACGCCGACUCCCCCAAGUUCAAGACCAGCGUUGGCAGCGCCAAGUACGUGCCUGAGAAGAACAUCGUCAUCUGGAGCAUCAAGUCGUUCCCGGGUGGGAAAGAGUUCCUGAUGCGGGCCCACUUCGGGCUGCCCAGCGUGGAGAAGGAGGAGGUGGAGGGGCGGCCGCCCAUUGCUGUCCGCUUCGAGAUCCCCUACUUCACAGUCUCAGGAAUCCAGGUGCGCUAUAUGAAGAUCAUCGAGAAGAGCGGGUACCAGGCGCUACCCUGGGUGCGAUAUAUCACCCAGAGUGGGGAUUACCAGCUCCGGACCCAGUAGGCGCCAGCUGAGCAGCGAGGGGUCCUGCCACCCCCGCGCUGGAAGGAGGCUGCAGCCCCUGGACCGCGGCGAGCCCCUUGUGACUCUAGAGAGGCCCUUUUAAGAGAAUUUUGUUUGUGUGUGUUUCCCCCUGGGCCGCUGCCCUCUGGCCUGCCUCAGGCCUGGUCCUUUCUGCCAACUUCUCUAUCAACAUAUAAAG
Messenger RNA from Chelonoidis abingdonii (Abingdon island giant tortoise), 1863 nucleotides. It is a transcript of the gene AP1M2, whose product is annotated as adaptor related protein complex 1 subunit mu 2. Gene Ontology annotation, biological process: intracellular protein transport; vesicle-mediated transport. The record is from RefSeq and is a predicted model, not a curated record. Lineage: Eukaryota; Metazoa; Chordata; Testudines; Testudinidae. Gene Ontology annotation, cellular component: clathrin adaptor complex.